GGGGUAAAGAAUAACUGACUAAAUACUAGCAAGGGGAAGAUGUUUGUUGUGAUGCUCAGAGUUCAACAUGUGACUCAAAACGUUUUUCUCACUGACAAAAUAUACUGAAACAGCAAAACUUACAAUGAUUCUAUCAAGAAAAUAAAUCAUUGAGUGAUCCACUUGAAGACUGUACUGGUCUCAAACCUCUGCAACAUUGCUGAUCAUUGCAAUAUAUCUCCCGAGAAGCACAAGUUUCAACCUGGGAACUGAUUCAUCAGCGAUGUGGUACUCUUGGACGUGAUAUGAGAAUACGACAUUCAGGUGACCUCAUUACAACACGCGUCAGUAAAUUAAUGAGAAGAACAGACUAGAAAUACUGAUACAAGUGCAGGAAAUGCGCCGUGCGGUGAAACUCAAUAACAAUGGCGCACAGACUGCGAUGAACUGCAUAAGAGGUCAGCCAGAGGUGACCCUAGGUCAGCAGGUGUGAUCGCUUACACUCCGAGGUACCUCCAGACACUCUUGUGGUCGGUUACUCUCCGUGCACGCUGACUUCAGCGUCAGGAUGGCGUCCUAUUCCGAGCUGGCGUUCGAGUGGUCCAUGCUUUGUCAAGAAUGUACUGACUGCUGGACUGAUACAGACCUUCAGUUGGCGGCUGAACUAGGCAAGACCCUGCUGGAAAGGAACCGGGAGCUAGAGGCCAACAUCAAGCAUCAGCACGCCAUCAUCGAAGACCAACUCCAGGAGAUAGAGUACUUAAGCAAGCAGACAGCUGCCUUGAGGGAAGUGAAUGAUUCUCGUCUGCGCAUCUACGAGCAGCUGGAGAUCUCCAUACAGGACCUGGAGAAGAACAACCAGAGGCUCGCUGCUGAAGGCGCUUCGGACAAGCGCAAAAUAAAGAGUUUGUGUGCUAACUUGGAGUCUUUGGAAGCACGCUGUGAUGACCUUCAAAAGAACCUGGAGGAGGCUCGGGCAGGAGCACAGCAGCAACUGCUUCAGCAGAAGCAGCGGGGCAGAAACAAGCAUCGCUCAAUCAUUCUUGAAGAACAGUCUCUCCGUCGCUCUCACUCCUGUGAGAACACCAUACAGGAGGAGGAUGAGGAUAUUGAGAUUCAGAACUGUGAAGAACGAACAGCUGAAGACAAAGAAGCACGAAAUAGGAUUGAGGAGCUGCAAGAGAGACUGAAGGCAGCUCAAAAUGAACUGGCAGGAGAAGUUCGCAAAAAAGAGGAGCUGGAGAUCCAAUUGGCAUGCACAACUCAAGAGAAUAACAUACUUCAAGACCAGCUUGCAGUAUUACACGAGAAGGUAGUUACAGUUCGAACAUUUGACGAGGAGCUAGCAUCUCUGGAUGAUACUUCCUCUGCAAAACUCUGUCGCAAGUGUCUUGGUCAAGUAGAUGAGCUGGCAAGCAAUCCAACUUUGUACGACCUGAAUGAUAGUAUUGAGGAUACUGAUGCUUCAAUUGAAAGUAUUCACGGAGAAUGUGCCCUCAUUAAGCUGAAGAAUGGUGGUUAUGCAUGGGGCAGUCAGGAAUCAUUGGCAUCAAUUGGUCAGGUAGUGAGUCACGUUGGAUCUUGCGGGACAUCCCCUGGGACAGAAACUAGUGACGCUCCGCACAACUCCCUCUUGUCAGAACUUGACACAUCAUACCGCAUCUUAAUUGAGAAGUAUGAAGCUCUCCUGGAAGCUCGUGAACAGCAACAGCAAAAGCAGCAAACCACACAGGAAACUACUGGUCUUGACCAUGAAGGCCUUGUACAUCCAGGGGUUGAUGACAUAUCAGGACCAAUGAGUCUGGUAAUGACAGAUUCUUUGCAUGAUCCUGCCAUCACACUCAAGUGCCAGCGUUGCCACACUUGCACCUGUGACCUUAAGCCUUCUGUUGGUCGACCUAAGAGUAACACAGAAGAGUUUUCAGAGGUGGAGACAACAUCGUCUGGUUUUUCUGAUGGAGAAAGUAGGCUGUGUAAUAAGGCAACACAGACUGGAGAAGAAACACCAUACCGUGAAAUUUUUGAUGACCUGACGCCCACACCAACUGUAUCUGGCAAAUGCUUAGAUCUUAGUUCCCCUAUCAAUCCAUGUGAUAGGCGAUUCCAGGCAGCUCCUGAGUAUAAAAAAUUAUUCCAGGAGAUUUUUACAGUCUUGAAGAAAACUGUAGAUGAAAAAGACAAUCAAGCUCAACCUUCCAAGACCCCUCAGGCACAAGAAGAGAAAGUACAUGUUAGCAGUAAGACUGCCAAAACUGAUGACUACAAUACUUCUGUAAAUACUGAAUCAUCUAAGGUUUCUUUAGAGAAAAUUGAAGAAACUAGGUCUUCACCCACAGAAAUAUGCAAGUCUGCUCCUAUUAAGGGCACUGUAGACUCUCAAGUCGAAUAUAUUGAAGAGAUGGAGAUCAUUACAAUUACUAAAGAAUUUAACCUAAGAGAAUCUUCUCAGAUCUCUGAGAACAAAUGUAAAGAAGACUCAAGUUUGCAGGAAAAGAAUGCAUGCCAAGUUACUCCUGAGGAUCAGCGCAUUAUCCACAAACCACCUCGGCCCGAUUCCCUUGACUUGGGUAACAGCUCACGACCAUCUAGCAGGCAAAAGCGCCGUCGCCGUCAGCAUCGCAUCCGCCUAGAUUCUUAUCAACAACAACCAUAUCAAGGGCAGUAUCAAUACACACAUGGAGGCAUGAGUAUGAAUCAGUCACAUCAUGGACAGCCAGGCCAUAAGCAUAAAAGGGAUAGAGAUCUGCAUCAGAGGCAACCACAAGACGAAUUUCCAAUUCUCCAGUCGCAGUCAGAAGAGGAGGCUGGGAGGACCAGGAUUGUUUACAAUUCUUCUAGAGGGCGCUGUGAACAUCACAGAUCACGCAGACACAGAGAUCGUAGCAAUAAUAACCAACCCCAUAAAGAUGUGCAACAAGAAAAUGACCAAAGUGAAAAUCAAAAACACCAAAAUUCAGACAUGGACUCGAGAGGAAAGCCUGCCAUGCCCAAGAUUAAUUACCCAUCUGUAGAAGUUGCCAAAUUAAGAAAACUUGAGAUGACAUAUGCAGAAGCCCUGAAACAUUCAUUACACAGAGCCUACUAUAAUCGUAGGUACUGAAAAGGUUCAGAUAUACUGUACUACUGUAUAAAUUUCAUCUGUGUUGGGUAAUCGUUAAGUGUAAAUCAAAUUAUUAAAAGAUCUAAUAUAAUUUCUGAUAGUGUGGCAAAAAACUCAGUUAUUGUAUUCUUCGUCUUAAUCUGUUGUAUUUUGUAAAUAUAAAUGUAUAUACAUAAGUACACUUGACAUCUUUGUAAAAUAUUUCUUUGGGUAUAUAUAAUAUUUAUUUCUCUUAGUGUGCCAAGUAGCAUUUAGUAGCUUGUAGUUUCCUUUGUUCAUGUUUCACUGUGUUAAUACAGUAUUGAUGAUGCCACACUUUGUAUAGCUGCUGCUGCUUUUCUUUACUGGUUGUGUAUUUUGACUACAAAACUCAUCUUGGAAUCUCCCUGUUGAUGCCUGCUUUUGAGUUUGCAGUUUGAUUUUUUGUUUGAGUAACCCAGUUCAUGUGCCAAAGAACAGGCUAACUC
Cherax quadricarinatus is the source of this 3546-nucleotide messenger RNA. Lineage: Eukaryota; Metazoa; Arthropoda; Malacostraca; Decapoda; Parastacidae. The record is from RefSeq and is a predicted model, not a curated record.